ACACGCACAGCAUCGGCAGCAGGUGCGAGCGCGCGCAUCACUCUGUGCAUCACCGAGGACAUGGAGUUAAAAACCUCCAUCGGUCAAACUGCGCUUUGAUUCACCGGCCGAAGAGCAAAUCAGCGACAUUCUGAUCCAGCUGAAACUUAAAGUGUGUUGUGGAUCUUCACAGCAUGGAGAAAGGGCGAAGCACCCCGAAACAGUACGGAUCUCUGGAUCAAACAGAGCUCUGCGGAGAAACAGGAAAACAAGCUGAAGAGGAUGUGGUGUCCAUGGCUGACUCCACCAUCACUGUGGAGGACAUAGAGGGGGAGCUGUUCAAAAUCGAGAGGAUAAAGGAUGCGCUGGUCCGGAAAGAGUCGGAGCUCAGAUAUAUGAUGGAUGACAUCCAGUUGUGUAAGGAGAUCACAAGGCUCAAAAAAGAACUCCAGAAAUUGGUUUCCAUUCCAGACAAAGACAAGUCAAAUGAGGACAGACAGCGUGAGGAGGAACUGCUUCAACAGAUCCAGAAGCUGGUGGAGACGCGGGACUUUCUAGUGGAUGACAUGGAGUUUGAGAGGCUCAGAGAGCGAGAAGAAGACAAAGAGAUGGCUGACUUCCUACAGACCAAAUUUCCCAACAGGUGCCGCAUGAAAAAUCACACCAAGGAUAAGAGAAUGACGUCCAGAGCCCAGCAGACCUCAUCUCCUUACAUGACCAAGACGGGUGUCACCCUGCUGAAGGAGUGCUGUGGCUUCACCUGCUCCGUCAUGUAGAUACGUCAAUGUAAAACAGGAGAGAGUGUAGCACAGAAUGACAAGUAAACAAGCCCUCAGACCCGUGAUUCAGCACAAUAUUUUCAAGCACUCUGUUUCACAUUUCAUAACAGACGGCAGUAUAUGGGCACCCGACUGAUGUGCAUAUUAUGCAGCAUUAUUGCAUUAACCACCUAAUGGAGGAGAUUUGAGGUGUGUGUGAUUAGAUGAUAUGGUGUGUUCAUUUUCACAAUUAACACUGAGCUGUCAGGCUCAAGACUAAAGUCAGGCUCAAGUGCUGGAUUCCCAUUAACAGUUGUUAAAUUGUAACUCUUUCUCUUGCUAGCACAUUAUUUUCUCCCUUACUUCUUGCAAAAGAGCAAAUUAUCUGUUGUGGAGUUGCUUCACCUGCCAGACACAAUGUAUGUCACCAAAAACACUGACAUUGUCCUUGGGAUUUUAAGGAAUAGUUCACCUAAAAAUUCUGUCAGUGUUUGUUGAUAAGGAGGGUGAUACACAGAUCUUGGACAAGGUAUAAAUCACCAGUUAAGCUAGAAAAAUUCUUUGACCUAAAAGUUCUGCAUUGAGAAUUUUUGAUUUAUGAAUGCAGUGCACAGCAGGGUUAUAAUAGUUGACUAAAAUGAAAACAAAAACCAUAAACAAAAAAUUUUCAUUACUUGAAAUAAAAUAAAAUAAAACUGAAAUAAACUAUAAAAAACCUAAACUUAAGUUAUUUAAUAUUAUGUAUUUAAACCAAGGUGACAUUUCUCAUUUUCAUUUAGUUUAUCUUGAUGUACUAAAAUAAUUAAAACAAUUAAUUAAUUAAAAUAAUCAAAUAAAAAAAAUCAUAAAAACUAGACCUAUACUAGACUAGACCAAACACAUACAAUUAAAUGACUAAUACUUUAAGUAAGAUUAAAAUGAAAAUGGAAAAUAUAAAAACUAAUUCAAAAUAUUAACUAUUUAUGAGAUUUUCCAUCAAUUGACCCUUCGCAAAGACCCGCCCCCCUUAGUUACUGUUGCUUUGUCCGACAAGCCAUGGCGCUGUCACCCCACACAGAGUGAAAAAUACAUCGCAGAGCAAAGAGGACACUGUCAACACGUCGACAGACAAGACAGAGCAGGUUACUUAUGAUAUUAAACAAAGUCCCAGCUUUUAAAUUGUGUAAUUUUUUUUAAGAAAUUCGAACAAUAAAAAACGUUUUGUGGCUCUUUAAUGUGUCGUGACAGAUUGUUGUAGCGCCUCAGAUCAAGCGGUUCGUGAACCGAUCAUCUCUUCCUACUAGUUAAUUUAUUGCAUCAAAUAAACAUGAAUGAACAUCAGAAGGAAUGUUGUUUCAACCGCGGAAAGACGUCAGUACACACCAUUUUUCAAGUUCAAGUCCACCGAGGUUAAUCUUCUAACUCCUGACUGCUUUGUUGGACAAAAUGGCGGAUUCGGCGUUAUGAUUGGUUAGAUCGCCUGUCAAUCAAACUCCUGGCGAAGGGUCAAUUAUGACAGUAGUAGCAUUCGAAAUCGAAAACUCUCUUUAGUAGGUACUGUUUUAAAAAAGUAAUUGCUUCUGACCACUAAAAAAGUUUGUUUAGUGUGAAUGUAAUCUGGACGUACUACAUUCGCCAUGUUGCCCUUAUCACGUGACCUACCAGCAUCUGUUGUUUCAUUCACAAAUCCUCUACCGUGGCCUCAUGGAAUAGUAAAGUGUCCAUGGAACGCACAUUUCAAAAUCUCACCAGAAGUAGUAGGUCAUCCGGGGACUUUUUGCCUACUCUUUUAAUUAAUUGUAAUUUGUGUCGUGUGCAAAUAACAACAUGAAAAAUCAAACGGGACUUCAUACCUUGUGAAUGAAAUAGCGAUCGCGAGAUGAAUCCAAUCCGUGGCACGUGGGUAAAAUAGCCAUGAGUGUCCAUUAAAAAACAAAAAAACAGUACUUUUUGUCCACAAAAGCGUUAAAUCCAUGAAAUAUUGAUAUAUUAUCCAUUGUUUGCAUCACAUUUCUUCUGAAUGAUCUGCUCUCCAUCAUCGUUCUUCAAAAAAUUAUGCAAUCUGAGCAGCAUUUAUGUUGUAAAACUGUAGGAUCGUAUACAUUAGACUCUCACAAGAUGAGUCCGCAUCCAAAGUAUAAUUUUUCAAAAUGCAGCAGUUUUAUUUAUAAUAUCCAAGCAGUGCUGUUGGAGUUUUAUAUCCUCCCACCAUUGUCAUUGUAGUAAAUCUCACGAACAAAACUUUUAGCCAAUGCCAAGGUGAUCCAACAACGUGUGUUCUGUUUAUCUUCCGCAUGUGUGCACAUCUACACAGACACACAUUUGUCUCGAGUCUCGACCAUUAAUGCAGCAAGCCGCCCAUAUUAUUUUAUAAGUGUAUAAAAUAAUCCAGAAAAAAGCACAAACACGGCAGAGAAUUAUCUGAGGUAGAGUGACGGCUCACAGACAGCAGCGCAAUUCACCUGUCAUGCCCUUAAUUAUGCAGAACUUUAAGACUUAAUAUCAUUUAAACGGAUGAGUUAUAAAAAAAUUCACCCCCCUCAGAGUUGUCAUGAAGGGCAAAAUUAGCCGUAUAGACCAAAACCACAAUUUGAUCCAGGCUGUAAACAUGUUUUAUUCUGCUGUAAAGUUGGCCAUUUUAACAUGGGACUUAAUGAGAUUCUGCUCUCUUUUGGAGCCUGUCUCUAGUGGCCAGUCGAUGAAUUGCAGUUCAAGUUACUUCUGUAUUGGCUUCAAGAGAAACUGGGGGAGGUUGCCGCUUGAUGAGUAAUGUGAAUUCAGACAUACUUCUUUUGGCACAUACUGUUUUUUGCUUACUAUAUAGUAAUCCCAACUGGCAAUCCCAGUUUUCACUGUUAUACGGUAGGCACUGUUACUCAUCUUCUGAAAUAGUGCAGCAAGUGACUGGAGGCACAGUAAUAAAUCUUCACAAAUGUUUCAUAAAUUUAGCUGUAUUGAGGAAUAUUAGCAAGUUUUCAAAUCAUGCCAUAUAACUGAACAACAGAAGAUCUGCGUACUAAUUAGGUGAAUGUGCACCAUUGCUUCUGACUUCUAUCACAUUUUACAUCUGCAUUUUUAACUACAAUGUUGAUGAAAACUGUAUUUUUGUGGUGCCCAGCUUGACAUAAUAUAAUGCAGUUUAAAAGUAAAACAGAUAUAUUUAUAUCUGACCCAGUUGUAGUUUGCUUUCAAAUGUAUGAACCCUUUAUCUUCACCAACUGUAAUGUGCUUAAGUAACCCAUUAAUAGCAUUUUAUUUAUAUGUACAAUCAUGUACACUUCUGUUCUAAUGUUUGGGGUCUGUAAGAUUUUUUCAGGAAUUAAAACUUUUAUUCAUCAAGAUACAUUAAAUUGAUCAAAAGUAACAGUAUAGGCUUUUAUAAUAUUACAAAAAAAGAUUUCUAUUUCAAAAAUAAAUGCUGUUAUUUGAACGUUAUGUUCAUCAAAGAAUCCUGGGAAAAAAUGUAUAGCCUUUCCACAAAAAUAUUAAGCAGCACAACUGAUUUUAACUAUUUUUGAUUAUAAUCAUAAAUGUUUUUUGAACAUCAAAUCAUCAUAUCAGAAUGAUUUCUGAAGGAUCAUGUGAAUGACAAGUAAACAAGCCCUCAGACCCGUGAUUCAGCACAAUAUUUUCAAGCACUCUGUUUCACAUUUCAUAACAGACGGCAGUAUAUGGGCACCCGACUGAUGUGCAUAUUAUGCAGCAUUAUUGCAUUAACCACCUAAUGGAGGAGAUUUGAGGUGUGUGUGAUUAGAUGAUAUGGUGUGUUCAUUUUCACAAUUAACACUGAGCUGUCAGGCUCAAGACUAAAGUCAGGCUCAAGUGCUGGAUUCCCAUUAACAGUUGUUAAAUUGUAACUCUUUCUCUUGCUAGCACAUUAUUUUCUCCCUUACUUCUUGCAAAAGAGCAAAUUAUCUGUUGUGGAGUUGCUUCACCUGCCAGACACAAUGUAUGUCACCAAAAACACUGACAUUGUCCUUGGGAUUUUAAGGAAUAGUUCACCUAAAAAUUCUGUCAGUGUUUGUUGAUAAGGAGGGUGAUACACAGAUCUUGGACAAGGUAUAAAUCACCAGUUAAGCUAGAAAAAUUCUUUGACCUAAAAGUUCUGCAUUGAGAAUUUUUGAUUUAUGAAUGCAGUGCACAGCAGGGUUAUAAUAGUUGACUAAAAUGAAAACAAAAACCAUAAACAAAAAAUUUUCAUUACUUGAAAUAAAAUAAAAUAAAACUGAAAUAAACUAUAAAAAACCUAAACUUAAGUUAUUUAAUAUUAUGUAUUUAAACCAAGGUGACAUUUCUCAUUUUCAUUUAGUUUAUCUUGAUGUACUAAAAUAAUUAAAACAAUUAAUUAAUUAAAAUAAUCAAAUAAAAAAAAUCAUAAAAACUAGACCUAUACUAGACUAGACCAAACACAUACAAUUAAAUGACUAAUACUUUAAGUAAGAUUAAAAUGAAAAUGGAAAAUAUAAAAACUAAUUCAAAAUAUUAACUAUUUAUGAGAUUUUCCAUCAAUUGACCCUUCGCAACGACCCGCCCCCCUUAGUUACUGUUGCUUUGUCCGACAAGCCAUGGCGCUGUCACCCCACACAGAGUGAAAAAUACAUCGCAGAGCAAAGAGGACACUGUCAACACGUCGACAGACAAGACAGAGCAGGUUACUUAUGAUAUUAAACAAAGUCCCAGCUUUUAAAUUGUGUAAUUUUUUUUAAGAAAUUCGAACAAUAAAAAACGUUUUGUGGCUCUUUAAUGUGUCGUGACAGAUUGUUGUAGCGCCUCAGAUCAAGCGGUUCGUGAACCGAUCAUCUCUUCCUACUAGUUAAUUUAUUGCAUCAAAUAAACAUGAAUGAACAUCAGAAGGAAUGUUGUUUCAACCGCGGAAAGACGUCAGUACACACCAUUUUUCAAAGUUCAAGUCCACCGAGGUUAAUCUUCUAACUCCUGACUGCUUUGUUGGACAAAAUGGCGGAUUCGGCGUUAUGAUUGGUUAGAUCGCCUGUCAAUCAAACUCCUGGCGAAGGGUCAAUUAUGACAGUAGUAGCAUUCGAAAUCGAAAACUCUCUUUAGUAGGUACUGUUUUAAAAAAGUAAUUGCUUCUGACCACUAAAAAAGUUUGUUUAGUGUGAAUGUAAUCUGGACGUACUACAUUCGCCAUGUUGCCCUUAUCACGUGACCUACCAGCAUCUGUUGUUUCAUUCACAAAUCCUCUACCGUGGCCUCAUGGAAUAGUAAAGUGUCCAUGGAACGCACAUUUCAAAAUCUCACCAGAAGUAGUAGGUCAUCCGGGGACUUUUUGCCUACUCUUUUAAUUAAUUGUAAUUUGUGUCGUGUGCAAAUAACAACAUGAAAAAUCAAACGGGACUUCAUACCUUGUGAAUGAAAUAGCGAUCGCGAGAUGAAUCCAAUCCGUGGCACGUGGGUAAAAUAGCCAUGAAUGUCCAUUAAAAAACAAAAAAACAGUACUUUUUGUCCACAAAAGCGUUAAAUCCAUGAAAUAUUGAUAUAUUAUCCAUUGUUUGCAUCACAUUUCUUCUGAAUGAUCUGCUCUCCAUCAUCGUUCUUCAAAAAAUUAUGCAAUCUGAGCAGCAUUUAUGUUGUAAAACUGUAGGAUCGUAUACAUUAGACUCUCACAAGAUGAGUCCGCAUCCAAAGUAUAAUUUUUCAAAAUGCAGCAGUUUUAUUUAUAAUAUCCAAGCAGUGCUGUUGGAGUUUUAUAUCCUCCCACCAUUGUCAUUGUAGUAAAUCUCACGAACAAAACUUUUAGCCAAUGCCAAGGUGAUCCAACAACGUGUGUUCUGUUUAUCUUCCGCAUGUGUGCACAUCUACACAGACACACAUUUGUCUCGAGUCUCGACCAUUAAUGCAGCAAGCCGCCCAUAUUAUUUUAUAAGUGUAUAAAAUAAUCCAGAAAAAAGCACAAACACGGCAGAGAAUUAUCUGAGGUAGAGUGACGGCUCACAGACAGCAGCGCAAUUCACCUGUCAUGCCCUUAAUUAUGCAGAACUUUAAGACUUAAUAUCAUUUAAACGGAUGAGUUAUAAAAAAAUUCACCCCCCUCAGAGUUGUCAUGAAGGGCAAAAUUAGCCGUAUAGACCAAAACCACAAUUUGAUCCAGGCUGUAAACAUGUUUUAUUCUGCUGUAAAGUUGGCCAUUUUAACAUGGGACUUAAUGAGAUUCUGCUCUCUUUUGGAGCCUGUCUCUAGUGGCCAGUCGAUGAAUUGCAGUUCAAGUUACUUCUGUAUUGGCUUCAAGAGAAACUGGGGGAGGUUGCCGCUUGAUGAGUAAUGUGAAUUCAGACAUACUUCUUUUGGCACAUACUGUUUUUUGCUUACUAUAUAGUAAUCCCAACUGGCAAUCCCAGUUUUCACUGUUAUACGGUAGGCACUGUUACUCAUCUUCUGAAAUAGUGCAGCAAGUGACUGGAGGCACAGUAAUAAAUCUUCACAAAUGUUUCAUAAAUUUAGCUGUAUUGAGGAAUAUUAGCAAGUUUUCAAAUCAUGCCAUAUAACUGAACAACAGAAGAUCUGCGUACUAAUUAGGUGAAUGUGCACCAUUGCUUCUGACUUCUAUCACAUUUUACAUCUGCAUUUUUAACUACAAUGUUGAUGAAAACUGUAUUUUUGUGGUGCCCAGCUUGACAUAAUAUAAUGCAGUUUAAAAGUAAAACAGAUAUAUUUAUAUCUGACCCAGUUGUAGUUUGCUUUCAAAUGUAUGAACCCUUUAUCUUCACCAACUGUAAUGUGCUUAAGUAACCCAUUAAUAGCAUUUUAUUUAUAUGUACAAUCAUGUACACUUCUGUUCUAAUGUUUGGGGUCUGUAAGAUUUUUUCAGGAAUUAAAACUUUUAUUCAUCAAGAUACAUUAAAUUGAUCAAAAGUAACAGUAUAGGCUUUUAUAAUAUUACAAAAAAAGAUUUCUAUUUCAAAAAUAAAUGCUGUUAUUUGAACGUUAUGUUCAUCAAAGAAUCCUGGGAAAAAAUGUAUAGCCUUUCCACAAAAAUAUUAAGCAGCACAACUGAUUUUAACUAUUUUUGAUUAUAAUCAUAAAUGUUUUUUGAACAUCAAAUCAUCAUAUCAGAAUGAUUUCUGAAGGAUCAUGUGAAUGACAAGUAAACAAGCCCUCAGACCCGUGAUUCAGCACAAUAUUUUCAAGCACUCUGUUUCACAUUUCAUAACAGACGGCAGUAUAUGGGCACCCGACUGAUGUGCAUAUUAUGCAGCAUUAUUGCAUUAACCACCUAAUGGAGGAGAUUUGAGGUGUGUGUGAUUAGAUGAUAUGGUGUGUUCAUUUUCACAAUUAACACUGAGCUGUCAGGCUCAAGACUAAAGUCAGGCUCAAGUGCUGGAUUCCCAUUAACAGUUGUUAAAUUGUAACUCUUUCUCUUGCUAGCACAUUAUUUUCUCCCUUACUUCUUGCAAAAGAGCAAAUUAUCUGUUGUGGAGUUGCUUCACCUGCCAGACACAAUGUAUGUCACCAAAAACACUGACAUUGUCCUUGGGAUUUUAAGGAAUAGUUCACCUAAAAAUUCUGUCAGUGUUUGUUGAUAAGGAGGGUGAUACACAGAUCUUGGACAAGGUAUAAAUCACCAGUUAAGCUAGAAAAAUUCUUUGACCUAAAAGUUCUGCAUUGAGAAUUUUUGAUUUAUGAAUGCAGUGCACAGCAGGGUUAUAAUAGUUGACUAAAAUGAAAACAAAAACCAUAAACAAAAAAUUUUCAUUACUUGAAAUAAAAUAAAAUAAAACUGAAAUAAACUAUAAAAAACCUAAACUUAAGUUAUUUAAUAUUAUGUAUUUAAACCAAGGUGACAUUUCUCAUUUUCAUUUAGUUUAUCUUGAUGUACUAAAAUAAUUAAAACAAUUAAUUAAUUAAAAUAAUCAAAUAAAAAAAAUCAUAAAAACUAGACCUAUACUAGACUAGACCAAACACAUACAAUUAAAUGACUAAUACUUUAAGUAAGAUUAAAAUGAAAAUGGAAAAUAUAAAAACUAAUUCAAAAUAUUAACUAUUUAUGAGAUUUUCCAUCAAUUGACCCUUCGCAACGACCCGCCCCCCUUAGUUACUGUUGCUUUGUCCGACAAGCCAUGGCGCUGUCACCCCACACAGAGUGAAAAAUACAUCGCAGAGCAAAGAGGACACUGUCAACACGUCGACAGACAAGACAGAGCAGGUUACUUAUGAUAUUAAACAAAGUCCCAGCUUUUAAAUUGUGUAAUUUUUUUUAAGAAAUUCGAACAAUAAAAAACGUUUUGUGGCUCUUUAAUGUGUCGUGACAGAUUGUUGUAGCGCCUCAGAUCAAGCGGUUCGUGAACCGAUCAUCUCUUCCUACUAGUUAAUUUAUUGCAUCAAAUAAACAUGAAUGAACAUCAGAAGGAAUGUUGUUUCAACCGCGGAAAGACGUCAGUACACACCAUUUUUCAAAGUUCAAGUCCACCGAGGUUAAUCUUCUAACUCCUGACUGCUUUGUUGGACAAAAUGGCGGAUUCGGCGUUAUGAUUGGUUAGAUCGCCUGUCAAUCAAACUCCUGGCGAAGGGUCAAUUAUGACAGUAGUAGCAUUCGAAAUCGAAAACUCUCUUUAGUAGGUACUGUUUUAAAAAAGUAAUUGCUUCUGACCACUAAAAAAGUUUGUUUAGUGUGAAUGUAAUCUGGACGUACUACAUUCGCCAUGUUGCCCUUAUCACGUGACCUACCAGCAUCUGUUGUUUCAUUCACAAAUCCUCUACCGUGGCCUCAUGGAAUAGUAAAGUGUCCAUGGAACGCACAUUUCAAAAUCUCACCAGAAGUAGUAGGUCAUCCGGGGACUUUUUGCCUACUCUUUUAAUUAAUUGUAAUUUGUGUCGUGUGCAAAUAACAACAUGAAAAAUCAAACGGGACUUCAUACCUUGUGAAUGAAAUAGCGAUCGCGAGAUGAAUCCAAUCCGUGGCACGUGGGUAAAAUAGCCAUGAGUGUCCAUUAAAAAACAAAAAAACAGUACUUUUUGUCCACAAAAGCGUUAAAUCCAUGAAAUAUUGAUAUAUUAUCCAUUGUUUGCAUCACAUUUCUUCUGAAUGAUCUGCUCUCCAUCAUCGUUCUUCAAAAAAUUAUGCAAUCUGAGCAGCAUUUAUGUUGUAAAACUGUAGGAUCGUAUACAUUAGACUCUCACAAGAUGAGUCCGCAUCCAAAGUAUAAUUUUUCAAAAUGCAGCAGUUUUAUUUAUAAUAUCCAAGCAGUGCUGUUGGAGUUUUAUAUCCUCCCACCAUUGUCAUUGUAGUAAAUCUCACGAACAAAACUUUUAGCCAAUGCCAAGGUGAUCCAACAACGUGUGUUCUGUUUAUCUUCCGCAUGUGUGCACAUCUACACAGACACACAUUUGUCUCGAGUCUCGACCAUUAAUGCAGCAAGCCGCCCAUAUUAUUUUAUAAGUGUAUAAAAUAAUCCAGAAAAAAGCACAAACACGGCAGAGAAUUAUCUGAGGUAGAGUGACGGCUCACAGACAGCAGCGCAAUUCACCUGUCAUGCCCUUAAUUAUGCAGAACUUUAAGACUUAAUAUCAUUUAAACGGAUGAGUUAUAAAAAAAUUCACCCCCCUCAGAGUUGUCAUGAAGGGCAAAAUUAGCCGUAUAGACCAAAACCACAAUUUGAUCCAGGCUGUAAACAUGUUUUAUUCUGCUGUAAAGUUGGCCAUUUUAACAUGGGACUUAAUGAGAUUCUGCUCUCUUUUGGAGCCUGUCUCUAGUGGCCAGUCGAUGAAUUGCAGUUCAAGUUACUUCUGUAUUGGCUUCAAGAGAAACUGGGGGAGGUUGCCGCUUGAUGAGUAAUGUGAAUUCAGACAUACUUCUUUUGGCACAUACUGUUUUUUGCUUACUAUAUAGUAAUCCCAACUGGCAAUCCCAGUUUUCACUGUUAUACGGUAGGCACUGUUACUCAUCUUCUGAAAUAGUGCAGCAAGUGACUGGAGGCACAGUAAUAAAUCUUCACAAAUGUUUCAUAAAUUUAGCUGUAUUGAGGAAUAUUAGCAAGUUUUCAAAUCAUGCCAUAUAACUGAACAACAGAAGAUCUGCGUACUAAUUAGGUGAAUGUGCACCAUUGCUUCUGACUUCUAUCACAUUUUACAUCUGCAUUUUUAACUACAAUGUUGAUGAAAACUGUAUUUUUGUGGUGCCCAGCUUGACAUAAUAUAAUGCAGUUUAAAAGUAAAACAGAUAUAUUUAUAUCUGACCCAGUUGUAGUUUGCUUUCAAAUGUAUGAACCCUUUAUCUUCACCAACUGUAAUGUGCUUAAGUAACCCAUUAAUAGCAUUUUAUUUAUAUGUACAAUCAUGUACACUUCUGUUCUAAUGUUUGGGGUCUGUAAGAUUUUUUCAGGAAUUAAAACUUUUAUUCAUCAAGAUACAUUAAAUUGAUCAAAAGUAACAGUAUAGGCUUUUAUAAUAUUACAAAAAAAGAUUUCUAUUUCAAAAAUAAAUGCUGUUAUUUGAACGUUAUGUUCAUCAAAGAAUCCUGGGAAAAAAUGUAUAGCCUUUCCACAAAAAUAUUAAGCAGCACAACUGAUUUUAACUAUUUUUGAUUAUAAUCAUAAAUGUUUUUUGAACAUCAAAUCAUCAUAUCAGAAUGAUUUCUGAAGGAUCAUGUGACACUUAAGACUGGAGUAAUGAUGCUGAAAAUACAAAUUUGAUCAGGGGAAAUAAAUUACAUUUUAAAAUAUAUUACAAAAUGGUUAUUUUAAAUUGUAAUAAUAUUUCACAAUACUGCUGCUUUCACUGUAUUUUUGCAUAAAUGUAUGAAGAUGAACAACUUUUUAAAAAACAAAUUUGUCAGACCCCAAACUUUUAAACAGUAGAGUAUUUGUGAUGCAUCAUAGUGUUUAUGCAAAAAAAAAAAAAAAAAUUAAAGUAUUUUAUCUUUACAAAAGAAAUCAAAUUGUGAAACUGAGAAAUGUCUAUUAAUAUGCAACAAAAAAAGUAUUGAAAUAUAGUGCUCAUGGACACUUGACAUGUUAUGCUGCUUGGUUGUGCAGGAUUGUAUGUGUGCUGAUGCUUCUAUUGUUAUUUUCAUGCCUCUAAAUGAUAUUUUUCCACUGAUAAAUAUAAAGGAAUUCUGAUGAAUGAACCAAUGCUUUGUUGCCUUUUAGAUUAUACAGACUCAUAAAAUCAUCUUUUAUUGCUAUAUAAAUAAAAUCAUGAAAACCAA
Ctenopharyngodon idella (grass carp) is the source of this 11877-nucleotide messenger RNA. RefSeq lists its product as uncharacterized. The record is from RefSeq and is a predicted model, not a curated record. Lineage: Eukaryota; Metazoa; Chordata; Actinopteri; Cypriniformes; Xenocyprididae. The transcript is spliced from 6 exons. The coding region runs from base 174 to 755 and encodes 193 amino acids.